Messenger RNA from Octodon degus (degu), 2082 nucleotides. It is a transcript of the gene Cds1, whose product is annotated as CDP-diacylglycerol synthase 1. Gene Ontology annotation, cellular component: endoplasmic reticulum membrane. Gene Ontology annotation, molecular function: phosphatidate cytidylyltransferase activity. Bases 126 to 1508 code for a protein of 460 amino acids. The transcript has 13 exons. Lineage: Eukaryota; Metazoa; Chordata; Mammalia; Rodentia; Octodontidae. The record is from RefSeq and is a predicted model, not a curated record.
GCGGAGCCUUUCGCGUCCUGGUCCUCCGCCUCCGGCUCCGCUCCGUCCUGCGUGGGACGCGCACCUGGCUACGCCUCCGGCGCGCGGCGCUCGUUGAUGCCGUUCCGGGGUGACCCGGCUAGGAGAUGCUGGAGCUGCGGCACCGCGGGGGCGGCCCAGGUCCAGGGCCUGGGGUGUCACCGCCCCGCGAAGGGGACGCCGCAGGCGGCGAUCACGAAACCGAGAGCACCAGCGACAAAGAAACAGAUAUUGAUGACAGAUAUGGAGAUUUGGAUUCCAGAGCAGACUCUGAUGUUCCCGAAAUCGCACCAUCUGCAGACAGGACCCCUGAGAUCCUGCAGAAAGCUCUGUCGGGCUUAUCCUCAAGGUGGAAAAACUGGUGGAUCCGGGGCAUCCUCACCCUGACAAUGAUUUCCCUGUUCUUCCUGACCAUCUACAUGGGGUCCUUCAUGCUGAUGCUGUUGGUUCUGGGGAUCCAAGUGAAGUGCUUCCAUGAGAUCAUCACCAUCGGGUACAGAGUCUACCAUUCUUACGAGCUUCCCUGGUUCAGAACACUCAGCUGGUACUUUCUGCUCUGUGUGAACUACUUUUUCUAUGGAGAGACGGUUGCUGAUUAUUUUGCCACGUAUGUUCAGAGAGAAGAGCAACUUCAGUUCCUCAUUCGCUAUCAUAGAUUUAUAUCAUUUGCGCUCUACCUGGCAGGUUUCUGCAUGUUUGUACUGAGCUUGGUGAAGAAACAUUACCGUCUGCAGUUUUAUAUGUUCGCUUGGACUCAUGUCACCUUACUGAUAACCGUCACCCAGUCACACCUGGUCAUCCAAAAUCUGUUUGAAGGCAUGAUAUGGUUCCUUGUUCCAAUAUCAAGUGUUAUCUGCAAUGACAUUACCGCUUACCUUUUUGGAUUUUUUUUUGGAAGAACUCCAUUAAUUAAGUUGUCUCCUAAGAAGACUUGGGAAGGAUUCAUUGGCGGUUUCUUUUCUACGGUCGUGUUUGGCUUCAUUGCUGCCUACCUGCUGUCCCAGUACCAGUACUUUGUCUGCCCUGUUGAGUACCGCAGUGAUGUCAACUCCUUUGUCACCGAGUGUGAGCCCACCGACCUCUUCCAGCUGCACAGCUACUCUCUGCCCCCGUUCCUGCAGGCCGUGCUGAGAUGGGAGACAGUGAGUUUGUAUCCUUUUCAGAUACACAGCAUCGCUCUUUCAACCUUCGCUUCUUUGAUUGGUCCAUUCGGAGGCUUCUUUGCCAGUGGAUUCAAAAGAGCUUUCAAAAUCAAGGACUUUGCAAACACCAUCCCAGGGCAUGGAGGGAUCAUGGACAGAUUCGACUGUCAGUACCUGAUGGCGACCUUUGUGCACGUAUACAUCACAAGUUUCAUAAGGGGCCCGAAUCCCAGCAAGGUCCUGCAGCAGCUGCUGGUGUUGCAGCCAGAGCAGCAGCUGAACAUCUACAGAACCCUGAAGAUGCACCUCCUGGAGAAGGGCCUCCUGCAGCCUGCCUUGAAGGCAUGACCAGCUGGGGAGGACACUGGAGAUGCCACACGACAAGAUCCUGUUGCUCUACAGAAAAAGGGUUGAAAAUGCAAUAGAUUGAAGUUUUACAGACAUAAAUGUUUCUCCUCUGAAAUUACUGUGAAUAUUUAACAAACACUUGAUCUGAGUCCUGAAAUAAGUAGCAAAUUGCCAGCAAAAUAUCCUGUCCUUUUUCUAGGAUGUGUUUCCUGACAUAACUUCCUUCACCUGACUUGCUGGGUUUCAUAAUUUGAAAGACUUGUAUUUAAAGAGUCAAACACUAUAAAAUGAGUAACUUGGGGGUGUCUUCAGAUCGUACCUGGCAGUGGGAUCUUUUGCACAAAUAUUUACUUUUGCCCUUGGAGCUGCUGUUUAAUUUUAGCAGAAUGUUUUAUGCAAGGCACAAUAGGAAGUCGGUUCUCCUUUGCUUCCUCCUCUUCUAGUCAGAGGAAUGUUCUGAAGAACUGAGUAGGGUGGGGAAGGAAGCUUGCUCUGCUGACACUGCCACCCUUUUUUUUCUCUUCCCCUCCCUCCUCCUGCUCCCUCACCCUUUUCUUCCUCUUGUCUGUCUGUC